CGCCUCCCGCCCCGCCGCUGUGUCGGCCCGCCCUGAAGCGGAGCGUCUGCCCCCGCCUCGCCGCACUGGUACUGCCCGGGCAGGCGUUACGGGAGCGCGGAGGAGUUGUUGGGGUUCGUCAUUUUGCAGAGGUGUGAAACUGUUUGUUUUUUUUUUUAACGUUACAGCUACACUGCAAGAAUGAUCAUCCCAGUCAGAUGUUUCACAUGCGGAAAAAUAGUUGGAAACAAGUGGGAAGCCUAUCUUGGCCUUCUGCAAGCAGAGUAUACAGAAGGAGAUGCCCUGGAUGCCCUUGGUUUGAAGAGAUACUGCUGCCGCAGAAUGCUCCUGGCCCAUGUGGAUCUGAUUGAGAAGCUUUUGAAUUAUGCACCCCUGGAGAAAUGAGAUAGAUGAACAAAGCACCACACUGCAAACUACAUGGAAUUGAUCGCUAAUGCUGAACUUGAAAGUGGACUUCAGGUAGUAAAAGAUGAAAGCCACCUGUAAUGUAGCCAUUGAGAGAUGUUCACCUUCUGGAGAAAAUACUGCCCCAACACACUAACCUCUUUCAAGGAAACAAAGGAAAGAUGAAGUCCAUUUGACCAAGAUUUGGAGAUGAAGUUAAAUGUUUGGAUGCUUCUUUUUUUUAAACCUGUGUUUGGAGUUGUUUUUGAACUUUUAGAUGCAGCUGCCAGCAAAAAGAAUUGUUUAUUCGUAUAGAGAGAUUACUAUAUUUCAUUAAAAUGUUAAAGGAGGUCCUCCCCUGUAGACUUCCUACAGUUUCUGGA
Molecule: messenger RNA, 767 nt
Organism: Pezoporus flaviventris
Lineage: Eukaryota; Metazoa; Chordata; Aves; Psittaciformes; Psittacidae
Gene: POLR2L
Product: RNA polymerase II, I and III subunit L
Exons: 3
Coding region: 181-384 (67 amino acids)
Biological process (GO): tRNA transcription by RNA polymerase III; transcription by RNA polymerase II; transcription by RNA polymerase I
Cellular component (GO): RNA polymerase II, core complex; RNA polymerase III complex; RNA polymerase I complex
Molecular function (GO): DNA-directed RNA polymerase activity; DNA binding; zinc ion binding
Source: RefSeq, a predicted model, not a curated record